AGCCGACAAAGCUGUGGGCGGGCGGUGAGGGCUGCGCGUGCGCAGUGCGGGCGGUGGAGGCGCGCUUGUGGGGUGCGUGCGGUACCUGAGGGCCCCGCCCCGCUUCGCCGAUCUCACGCUCGGAAAUGAGCUCGACCCCUUCCUGCAGAUGAGCGAGGCUCCUAAAGAUAUUUGAGUGCCCACUGAUGUUCUGGAAAGCUUUAGCAGGUGUCUGGCUGCCGCAGAGUGGGAAUCCUUAUGGCAGCUCAGAUCUGUCCCCAGAACGUUCCUGCCUCGUUCGCUGCACGGUUUUGUCAGCGCUGCAGCUGCUGGUGUAGUUCGAAAGUGAUCCUUUCCCCUGCACCAGUUGCAACUGCUGUGGUUGCUCAUCUGCUGCUGUGACCUGGCUUUUACACUUGGUAACUGGUAGGACUUCUCACCCUCCUUUAAGGCUUUUGCAGAAACGAGGUGCAGAGGUUGAUUUCACACAUUUGCCUUCUUUUUUUUUAAAUACCAUCUCUGCAUUUUGGGCUGUGGGGUGAUCAUGGGAAGGUUGAAAUUCUGAGAAAAGGCAAGGGGAGGUUAUUUUUUUUUGUGUGUGUGUGUAUUGGAAGCUCUGAAGCAUGAUAACGAUUUGUCUUGAUCUACCUUGAGUUCUCCAACAGCCAUCACUGACUUGUUUGAUCUUUGGAUUUUAACCAUACGUUGUGUCUUUGCAGACUUUGUGUCUACUCUGGUAGCUAAGAGCAGUUUUCACUGUAACUCCUGUCAUCAUUAAUCGUUGUUUAAAUUGUGUACAUCUGCAAGUAUACGUAGGGGCCUUCAGCCCUCCAAGUGGAAGGUUGACGUGUACUGUCAGAACUUGAUUUCAUUGGAGGUACAGGUAUAAGCUCUGCUUCAGUACAACACCCUCUCACCCCUAAAGCCUGCUGGCACAAGUAGCUGUAGCUGAAGGUGAUUGGUUUGGUGCUCUUACUGGACUGAUGAACUGCUAGACAUGAAGUCUAAUUCUCACCAUUUUCACAGUAAAGCCCUGCCACAAGAAUAAAAAUGAUUUUAAAAGAGCAGUUCAAUAAUUGCAAGCUUCUUCUUAGUACAUAGUAAAAAGUUUUUUACAUAAUAAAAAGAAAAGCUUGCAAUUAUUGAACUGUUCUUUUAAAAUCUUCGUAUCUUCAUUCUUGUAAUACUUUAUAUUGGUGCAAGAUUGGGUGAAACUGUGAUAGAUUAAACCAAGCAGCUGAAUAAAAUUCCAUGCACAUUCUUGCAUCAGGUUUACAGAGUUGAUUUCAGGCAGCCUCACAGACUGCUUGUAACCAUAUGCAAAUAUGGCAAGUAUAUAAUCAGAGAAGUCUGUGUCUAGUUCCUUCCUUGCCUGCAGCACUAAUUUUUGAGGGUUUUGUGUUCCUGUGUCCUAGAUUCAUAAAGCAGUUUGGAUGUUCUGUCCUGCAGCUGUGUUGUGUACUAAGUACUGUGCACUGCAAAACGCUUCUGGAGUACAACUAGAGGUGCAGACAUGAUUUGUAUGCCCUUUGUUUGUAAAUAAGGAGCUCUUCACAAAUUGCUUGCUCUGUCAUUCCAUCAGAAGACAGCUGGAUGCAACUCUUCCAUCCUUACUGUUGCACAAGUCUGUGAGUUUUUGUUGUAUGUAGUGGGCUGACAAGGUGGCUUGAAAGAAAAACAAACAAACAAACAAAGAAAAACAAAGCGGCAGAAGAUGUUUCACACUAUUCAGUAUCAACCUUGGAGACUGAUAACCCAAAACAGUCUUUCUAAAAUUUGUUUAAAGCUGAUGUUUUCAAGACUGGUAACAUUGGAACGGAUAUCAAAGUCAUGGUUCUCAAGCCAUUCUCUUGUUGGAAAUAAGAAUAUUAUCCUGAUGGGACCUCCUGGUGCUGGGAAAACAACAGUUGGGAGAAUAGUAGGUCAGAAACUAGAUUGCCCUGUCAUAGAUAUAGAUGAUGAUGUCCUUGAAAGAACCUGGAAUAUGAGUGUGUCAGAAAAACUGCAGGAUGUUGGUAAUGAGCAAUUUUUAGAGGAGGAAGGAAAAGCCCUUUUGAGGUUUUCAGCAUCUGGAAGUGUCAUUUCCCUUACUGGGUCCAAUCCAAUGCACACUGCUGGCAUGCAGCAUGUGAAAAGAAAUGGAAUAGUUGUGUAUCUUGAUGUGCCCACAGUGGUCAUUAUGAGUCGGCUGAAGUCAAUGAAAGUGGAUCGCAUUGUGGGCCAGGGUCCUGCUGCUUCUCUUAAGGACAUACUUCAGUUUAGGAAGCAGUUCUACAAAAGGUGGUACGAUGUUCGUGUUCUUUGUGGGGGCAAUAUGGCAGCAGAGGUUGUAGCAGAAAAGGUGCUUGAUGCUGUGAAGAGAUACCAAAACUCAGAAGUGGAAACUUAUGUUUCAACUAGGAGUACACAAAAGAACUCUCACAAGUAUUUCAGUGAUGUUGUUGUUGAAGGCUUAGCCUCAGAUGGAGGACUUUUUGUCCCUGAGAGAGGACUUCCAGUGUUGACUGCUGAAGAAUGGCAAACUCUAAUAGGAGCAACUUAUGCUGAAAGAGCCCAGGUGAUACUAGAGAGAUGCAUACAUCCUGCAGACAUUCCUGCUUUUAAACUGAGAGAAAUUAUUGGAACUGCAUAUGGAGAAAACUUUACUUGUUCUAAAAUUGCCCCAGUUAGACAUUUGACAGGCAAUCAGUUUCUCCUUGAGUUAUUUCAUGGACCAACGGCUUCAUUUAAAGAUCUUGCGUUGCAGAUGAUGCCACAUAUAUUCGCGUACUGCAUUCCCAGGAGCUGCAAUUACUUGGUUCUGGUAGCUACUUCUGGUGACACAGGGAGCGCUGUCUUAGAUGGCUUUAGUCGUCUCCAUGACACUGACAAACAGAGAAUUGCUGUGAUGAGUUUUUUUCCUGAAGAUGGAAUAAGCCCAAUUCAAAAAUCACAGAUGAUUGGUUGUCAGAAAGAGAAUGCCUGGUCAGUAGGUGUCAAAUCUGAUUUUGAUUUUUGCCAGACUGCUAUGAAGAAAAUCUUUACCAACUCGGAUUAUACUGGCUAUCUUACAGUAGAGUAUGGCACUGCUUUAGCAGCAGCAAACUCCAUAAACUGGGCACGAUUGCUUCCUCAGGUGGUUUACCAUGCCUCUGCAUACCUCGAUCUUGUUCAUCAAGGUGUUAUUACGUUUGGAGACCCCGUAGAUGUUUGCAUUCCUACAGGGAACUUUGGCAAUAUAUUGGCUGCCUUGUAUGCCAAAAUGAUGGGAAUCCCUAUUAGAAAAUGCAUUUGUGCUUCCAAUGAAAACAAUGUUUUGACAGACUUUAUAAGAACAGGUAUUUAUGAUUUGAGGGGAAGAAAAUUAGUUCCAACUUUUUCACCAGCAGUGGAUAUUUUGAAGUCCUCCAAUCUUGAGCGAUACUUGCACCUGAUUGCUGAUGGUGAUGGACAGCUGGUGACGCAGUUAUAUAACUGGCUGGAAAAUCAGGGCCACUUUUGCCUGCAGAAAGACCUACUUGAGAAGCUUCAGCGGGACUUGGUGGCUGGGUGGUGCUCUGAGGAAGACUGCCUUGCUGCCAUUCACUCUGUCUACAGCACUACAGGAUAUAUUCUGGAUACACACACAGCUGUUGCUAAAGUAGUUGCAGAUCGAUUACAAGAUAGAACUUGUCCAAUUAUUAUUUCAUCUACAGCUCAUUAUUCUAAGUUUGCACCUGCUAUCUUGAGGGCCUUGAGGAUUACAGAAAUAAAACAAAACCCAUUAAGUCAGCUUCACUUGCUGAGUUCUUACAGCCCUCUGCCUCCAGUCCACUGGGGCCUAUUAGCGACCCUGAAAAAGAAUGAGAAUGAGGGUCACCGGGUCUGUGCUGCUGAUUUAAGUAUGUUGAUGUCUUGUAUAGAAACCUUAAUUCAAAAUCAUUUUAUGAAAGUUUUCUGAGCAACCGGUCGGAUGUAUACUGUGUCAUUUGUGGUACCCUGACAAACUGCAUGUUUUAAUAAAGUCAUGAUUUAUCUGGCCUGUGUCCAGUUCACAGCGUAACAUCCACAGCUGUAUACUCAAUUGUCUGAUCUUCAGCAGUAUUCUUAUUCUUAUGCAUGUGAGAUUUCUAGUAGCGCGGAACAGUUCUGAAUGGAGAGACUGGAAGCUUGGAGUGUUCUUGCAGUGCCUUAGGGACAGCAGCAUAGCAGGUUUUUCUUGGUAGCACUGUCUCCUUCACAAGCUGAAGCAUUCUCCCCUGAAGGAGGGAGGUAAUGAAGUCUGACCUGAAGCUAACGGCUCUAGUUUUGUGGCAAGAAUGAUGAGAUCACCUGACCAGGAGGAGAUCAAUUAAAGUUUAACUCACUUCACUUAGGACGCCAAAACACAGUAAGGUAGCGAUGAUGCUCAGAUAUUACCAGUGAAGUGUGAUUUCACUAUAAAGAUUAAAGCAUACGUAUUCUGUUAAUCUUUGAACUGUGUUAUUUUAUGGUAUGCUACUUUCUUGUAUGAUGUUCUUUUUAUGUUUUGUGAAGCCAACAUUUGUGCAAAACAUCUGGUUAUUUUGUUUUUCAGACAUCUUUCUUAUUCCUUCCAGAUGUUUUUCUGCAUAUUGAUGGUGUCCUUUCUUUAAUAUUUAUAACUUUUGAGAUACAGCUCAUCCUCUAGUGUGCCAGUAGUCUUUUCUAGAUCUUUUCUAGUUUAACUUUUUGACAUUAGAAUACUUCUUUAAUGCUAUUGACUAGUGUUAGCAUCAGUCUUCCUAGAUAAGAUCUAAACUUAAGUAUUUAUUUACAUUUAUUUAUUGUAUUCUAUUUUUUUCAUAGAGUUCAUAUAGCUUUCUUUUUCUAAUUCCUUCUGUUGACAUGUGUACAUUUUUUAGAUAAUGUUCUCAACAUUCUGUCUUUGCAUGAAUUACAGCGAAGAAGUGUCUCAGAGGUCUUGGUAGCUCAUCAAGUAAAGUGAAGGAUGAACUUCAAUGCCUGGCAAAUGCAAUAGCAUCAGAGGUAUUCAUUGUGCAGCCUGAAGUAGGUCUCUGCUAACAGUCUGUCUGUGCUAAUGACAGGCUCUGUGCUGGUUGUUUUUUUUUAGUUGUUUUAUUUUUUAAUUUAAAAAAAAAUAGAGUGUAUUGCCUGAGGAGAUUGUAUGGUUGUGGGCAAUCUUACUCUGCUAAUUGUGGACUAUAUUUAUCAAGAGCAGGAAAUAUAUCUACAUUUCAUGCUAUGAGAAAUACUAAGAUAAGGUAUUGGCAAGUUGUGAUUGGCAGCCAGUUACAGGUAGAGAACUGGGAGAAGUCAGAUGGGAGUGUGUACACCAAGAUUCAGAAGGAGAAAGGUAUUGGCAAGAGAGGUGGUAAUUGGUGACAUUUUGCCUCUUUGAGAAGCAGCAUCUCGUUUAUGUCAGGACUUGAUCUCUUGCCAAAAUAUAGAGACAAAACAGUGCACGUAGAAUCAUGCCUUCCCUUCUGUUGUGUGUCUGCUUGUACUUCCUGCCACAUCAGAGGUGCAGAAAACACUAUUCAGCAAACUACUUGAAAAAAUUCUCCAUUUAUGUAAUGUUCCAUUGUAAACUGAAAGACCCAACAUGAUGUGCAUUUGCCACGGUGAAUAUGUUGUAUAAUAAAGUUAUAUGUAGCUGAUAAAGGUGUGAGUGACCAAAUAGCUUUUUGGGUGCUGCCAUUUUUGGAUGCCCUUCCAAGAUCUGUCACAUUACUUUUUUUGUUCAGACCUUAUUUCUGCAGUAACUUCAGAAAAUCUUUUUCUAACAUGAGAAUGAUCAUAGAAUAUAUGAUUUUAAAAUGUUGUGUAAGUAUACUGCCAAAAAAGAAGCAAUGUGUUGGUGAUUAGAGUCCAUCUACUUUGCAUUUCUGAAUUUAUCACUUUGGUUCUUACAUUAGUCCCAAGUGUAACACUACAAUACAUGAGUUCUAAAUUUCUAAAGUUU
Tympanuchus pallidicinctus (lesser prairie-chicken) is the source of this 5881-nucleotide messenger RNA. It is a transcript of the gene THNSL1, whose product is annotated as threonine synthase like 1. The record is from RefSeq and is a predicted model, not a curated record. Gene Ontology annotation, cellular component: cytoplasm. Gene Ontology annotation, biological process: amino acid metabolic process. Bases 1694 to 3898 code for a protein of 734 amino acids. NCBI's taxonomy places the organism in Eukaryota, Metazoa, Chordata, Aves, Galliformes, Phasianidae. Gene Ontology annotation, molecular function: pyridoxal phosphate binding. The transcript has 4 exons.